Aspergillus mulundensis is the source of this 909-nucleotide messenger RNA. RefSeq lists its product as uncharacterized. Gene Ontology annotation, molecular function: D-glutamate cyclase activity. The transcript is spliced from 2 exons. The record is from RefSeq and is a predicted model, not a curated record. Lineage: Eukaryota; Fungi; Ascomycota; Eurotiomycetes; Eurotiales; Aspergillaceae. Gene Ontology annotation, biological process: glutamate metabolic process. The coding region runs from base 1 to 909 and encodes 302 amino acids.
AUGGCCAUCGAAUCUCCAUCACAAUCCCCAUCCCCCUCCCCAUCCCAAGCAGCCCGCCUCCUCAGCCGCACCAACGCCGUAAAAACAACAACGGGGCUAGCCCCCGGCUACCUGCAAGCAAACCUCGUCAUUCUGCCCUCGCGCUACUCAUCGGCCUUCCAAGACCUCUGCGCCCGCAAUCCAGUCCCCUGCCCAUUACUCGGACUCACGCCCGUCGGAAACCCGCAGAAGAUUCUACCCGAGGGAUGCAUUAAGCAUGAUGACUUCGACAUCCGCACCGAUUUCCCGUCUUACGUCGUCCACGCCGAGGAUGGGAAGAGUGUACGCGUUAAAACUGAUAUUCUGGAUGAAUGGACGUCCGACCACGUCGGCUUCCUCAUAGGCUGCUCGUUUAGUUUCGAGGAUGCAUUGACGCGAAACGGGCUGCGGAUCUGCCAUCAACUUGCCGGGAACGUCGUCGCCAUGUAUCAGAGUACCAUCCCCGUUCUACCGGCCGGUGUGUUCUGGGGGAGUUCGAUGGUCGUGAGUAUGCGGACUUAUUUACCGAGUGAAAUUGAGAGGGUCAGGGAUAUCACGAGGCCGUUUCUCGCGACGCACGGGGAGCCCGUUGCGUGGGGGUGGGAGGGGGCGAAAUCGAUCGGGGUCAGGGAUAUCCAUAAUCCCGACUUUGGGGACGCGCAGGAGUUCAAGGAGGGGGAGGUUCCUGUUUUCUGGGUAUGCCGCUCGCCUCACUACCAUAAUGUGGCAUGCGGCGUUACGCCCCAGGUGGCGGUACGGCAUGCGGUGCGAGCUGGACGAGUGCAGGGCGUUACGAUGGCGCAUGAGCCGGGCCAUAUGCUUGUGACGGACUGGACGGUGGAGGAUCUGCCGCGGAUUCCGGGGAGGAUUGCGGAGCUGGGGAGGGUGUAG